ACCGGAAAAUACAGCUGUCCUUAUUGUCAAAAAGCUUUCAAUCGACCUUCUUCGCUCAAGAUCCACACCUAUUCCCAUACAGGCGAGAAACCUUUUGUGUGUCAUGAAGAAGGCUGUGGCCGACAGUUUAGUGUGCAGAGUAAUAUGAGAAGACAUCUAAGAGUGCAUUCGCGACGACGCCAUAAA
Molecule: messenger RNA, 186 nt
Organism: Mycotypha africana
Lineage: Eukaryota; Fungi; Mucoromycota; Mucoromycetes; Mucorales; Mycotyphaceae
Exons: 1
Biological process (GO): regulation of transcription by RNA polymerase II
Cellular component (GO): transcription regulator complex; PcG protein complex
Molecular function (GO): RNA polymerase II cis-regulatory region sequence-specific DNA binding; DNA-binding transcription factor activity, RNA polymerase II-specific
Source: RefSeq, a predicted model, not a curated record